This is a messenger RNA of Dioscorea cayenensis subsp. rotundata (Guinea yam), 871 nucleotides long. RefSeq names its product protein GDAP2 homolog. The transcript has 3 exons. The record is from RefSeq and is a predicted model, not a curated record. NCBI's taxonomy places the organism in Eukaryota, Viridiplantae, Streptophyta, Magnoliopsida, Dioscoreales, Dioscoreaceae. Bases 71 to 676 code for a protein of 201 amino acids.
AUCUUCUUCUCCACAAAACUCUCUUUCCUUUUUCUUUAGUAUCAUCAUCAUCAUCGUCAUUCCCCCAUGGAUGAUGAGUCCCUUCUGCAAAAGCUUGAGCCGUUCAAGAUCCAAGGCCGGGACAAGCAAGGCCGCAAAAUCCUCCGCAUCAUCGGCAAAUUCUUCCCAGGGGGGAAUUUAUGCAGGGAAGAUGAUGAAUGGGAAUGGUAAUGGGAUCAAAGAGUAUUUGGAGAAGAGGAUUUUCCCAGAAUUGGAAGGGAAACCAUUUGUUGUUGUUUAUGUGCACACAUAUGUUCAGAGAUCUGAUAACUUCCCCGGCGUCGCCGUCCUCCGAUCUGUUUAUGAGGCUCUUCCGGCCGCCGUCCGUGAUGGAAUCCACGCCGUUUAUUUCGUCCAUCCUGGUCUUCAUGCUCGUCUCUUCUUCGCUACUCUUGGCCGCUUCCUCUUUAGCUCCGGAUUGUAUGGGAAGGUGAGGUAUGUGAGCAGGCUGGAGUUUUUAUGGGAGCACAUGAGAAGAGGGGAAAUAGAGAUUCCGGAAUUCGUGCAUGACCAUGAUGAAGAGCUGGAACACCGUCCGUUGAUGGAUUACGGAUUGGAAAGUGAUCACCACCGUUUAUAUGAGGCCCCUGUUAUGGAUUCCUCUGCUUCCAUGCACUCACUCCGUUGCAUCUCAUGAUAACUACUAACUAGCCCAUCCAUUCCGUUCCGUUCCGUUCCGUUUAUCCUUUUGGAUGAUGUUACAGAGGAGUUGUGUUAGUGUUAUGGUUUUCAUUUUGGUGAGGUCUGUUAUAAAUGGCAGAAAAAUGUAAAUAAAAAUAGGGAGAAUAAUAGAGAUACUAGAAUAUUAUAUAAAAUCCUUGAUUUCAUUCAA